Molecule: messenger RNA, 1296 nt
Organism: Jatropha curcas
Lineage: Eukaryota; Viridiplantae; Streptophyta; Magnoliopsida; Malpighiales; Euphorbiaceae
Product: 26S proteasome non-ATPase regulatory subunit 7 homolog A
Biological process (GO): proteasome-mediated ubiquitin-dependent protein catabolic process
Cellular component (GO): proteasome regulatory particle; proteasome complex
Molecular function (GO): protein binding; metallopeptidase activity
Source: RefSeq, a predicted model, not a curated record
GGUUAACGAAGAACCGAAACGAUUGCUGGUAGGAGAAGAAGCGGGUAGAAAGUAGAAAUAGUAGAAAGCAGAAAAAGAAAAGGGUUUUGCAAGGCAAGUGACAGAGCAAUCAUCUUCUCGAGAGCAAGCUAAAAGAAUUUGGCAAUGGACGUGAUAAAGACACAGCAGAUUCAAUCAAGACCAAUAGAGAAGGUGAUAGUGCAUCCACUGGUUCUGCUGAGCAUCGUCGACAACUACACCCGAGUUGCUAAGGAUACUCGCAAGCGAGUCAUCGGGGUCUUACUCGGUAGCUCCUUUAAGGGCACCGUCGAUGUCACGAACAGCUAUGCAGUGCCCUUUGAAGAAGAUGACAAGGAUCCAAGUAUAUGGUUUCUUGACCAUAACUACCAUGAAUCUAUGUUUUCAAUGUUCAAAAGGAUAAAUGCCAAGGAGCAUGUUGUAGGUUGGUAUAGUACAGGCCCCAAGCUGCGGGAGAAUGAUCUAGAUAUUCACCAGUUGUUCCACAACUAUGUCCAAAAUCCCGUCUUGGUCAUUAUUGAUGUUCAGCCUAAGGAGUUGGGAAUACCCACAAAGGCGUACUAUGAUGUUGAAGAGGUUAAAGAGAAUGCCACUCAAAAGAGCCAGAAGGUUUUUGUUCAUGUGCCUUCAGAAAUUGCUGCUCACGAAGUUGAGGAAAUUGGUGUUGAGCACUUGCUACGGGAUGUGAAGGAUACGACUAUCAGCACACUUGCAACCGAGGUUACUGGAAAACUUACAGCCUUGAAGGGCUUGGAUGCACGAUUACGAGAAAUACGCGGUUACCUUGAUCUUGUCAUUGAUGGAAAGCUUCCAUUAAAUCAUGAGAUACUUUACCAUUUACAGGAUGUGUUCAACCUACUGCCAAAUCUUAAUGUGACCGAGCUGAUCAAGGCUUUUGCCGUCAAGACAAAUGAUAUGAUGUUGGUUAUAUAUCUCUCGUCACUCAUCCGAAGUGUCAUUGCACUCCACAACUUAAUUAAUAACAAGAUGCUCAACAAAGAACAUGAGAAAGCUGAGGAUGCAAAACCCGCAACGGUUCCAACUGCCAAUGGAAGCUGAAAAUCUAUUAUUCAGGCAUUAACAGAGCUCAAACUGCUAGGGCAUAGAGUGUAAUAGUUUUUGUUGGGUGACAUUUAGGCAAUUUUGUGUUCUUAAUACUGGAAUCAAAACUGACAAGGCGCCUACCGAUCUUGAUUUGUUAUAUGACAGUAAAAUACAUUUUGCUCGGUAUUAUUGCAAACCAUUUAAAAUUAGAAUCCAUUCUCAAUGAUGCGCUUA